Populus euphratica (Euphrates poplar) is the source of this 2763-nucleotide messenger RNA. Its product is annotated as Tetratricopeptide repeat (TPR)-like superfamily protein. Lineage: Eukaryota; Viridiplantae; Streptophyta; Magnoliopsida; Malpighiales; Salicaceae. Gene Ontology annotation, biological process: RNA modification. Gene Ontology annotation, molecular function: protein binding; RNA binding; zinc ion binding. The transcript has a single exon. Bases 1 to 2763 code for a protein of 920 amino acids. Gene Ontology annotation, cellular component: intracellular membrane-bounded organelle. The record is from RefSeq and is a predicted model, not a curated record.
AUGUCUGAAAGAAAUGAUGCUUCUUGGAAUAAUAUGAUGUCGGGGUUUGUUCGUGCGGGCUUUUACAGGAAAUCGAUGCGGUUCUUUAAUGAAAUGAGGGAUUUUGGGGUUAAGCCAAGUGGGAUUGCUGUUGCUAGUUUGGUAACGGCCUGUGAGAGGUCAGAAUGGAUGCUUAUUGAAGGGGUUCAAGUUCAUGGCUUUAUUGUUAAAGUUGGUCUUCUGAGUGAUGUUUUUGUUGGCACUUCGCUUGUGCAUUUGUAUGGAAAUUAUGGAUUGGCUGCAGAUGCAAUGAAGGUCUUUCAGGAGAUGAUUUAUAAGAACGUAGUUUCUUGGACUGCAUUGAUGGUUGCUUAUGUGGACUAUGGAGAACCAAGCAUGGUAAUGAAUAUAUAUCGGCAAAUGAGGUCUGAAGGAAUGAGUUGCAAUGACAACACAAUGUCUUCUGUGAUUAGUUCUUGUGUGUCACUUGAAAAUGAAUUGUUGGGUUAUCAAGUUCUUGGACAUGUAAUAAAGUAUGGAUUAGAAACUAACGUUUCAGUUGCAAACUCUCUUAUAUCAAUGUUUGGUUAUAUUGGUAGCGUGGAAGAAGCUUGCUAUGUUUUUAGUGGCAUGGAUGAGCAUGACACGAUAUCAUGGAACUCAAUGAUUGCAGCAUACAUACGUAAUGGUCUUUGUAAGGAAUCAUUAAGAUGUUUUUCUUGGAUGUUCCGUGUUCACAAGGAAAUAAAUUCUACUACACUUUCAACUAUGUUAGCAGGCUGUGGUUCUGUGGAUAACUUGAAGUGGGGCAGAGGAAUUCAUUCUUUGGUGUUGAAAUUUGGAUGGAACUCAAAUGUUUGUGCAUCCAAUACUCUAAUAACCAUGUACUCUGAUGCUGGAAGAUGUGAAGAUGCAGAAUUGGUAUUCCAAGGGAUGGUGGAGAAGGAUAUGAUUUCAUGGAAUUCCAUGAUGGCUUGUUAUGCUCAGGAUGGGAACUGCCUGGAUGCCCUGAAACUUCUUGCUACAAUGUUUUACAUGAGAAGAGGAGCGAAUUAUGUGACCUUUACAAGUGCAUUGGCUGCAUGUUCAGAUCCUGAAUUUGCUACUGAAGGCAAGAUUCUUCAUGCCCUUGUAAUUCAUAUUGGUCUUCAUGAAAAUGUGAUUGUUGGCAAUGCAUUGGUUACACUGUAUGCAAAGUCUGGUCUAAUGAUUGAAGCAAAAAAGGUAUUUCAAACAAUGCCUAAGCGAGAUGGAAUAACUUGGAAUGCUCUCAUUGGUGGUCAUGCGGACAGUGAAGAACCAGAUGAGGCAUUAAAAGCAUUCAAAUUGAUGAGAGAAGAAGGUGUACCUAUAAACUAUAUUACAAUUUCAAAUGUUCUUGGUGCUUGCUUGGCUCCUAAUGAUCUAUUGGAACACGGGAUGCCCACCCAUGCUUUUAUAAUUCUGACAGGAUUUCAGUCUAAUGAAUAUGUGCAGAAUUCGCUUAUAACAAUGUAUGCUAAGUGUGGUGAUCUUAAUUCGAGCAACAACAUAUUUGACAGGUUAACUUAUAAGAAUGCUAGUGCGUGGAAUGCUAUGAUGGCAGCAAAUGCUCAUCAUGGUCAUAUGGAAGAGGCUCUGAAAUUCCUUCUGGAGAUGAGGCGUGCCGGAGUAAACGUGGAUGAGUUUAGUUUUUCUGAAUGCCUUGCUGCUGCUGCCAAGCUGGCAAUAUUGGAGGAAGGCCAGCAGCUUCAUGGUUUGGCAGUCAAACUUGGUUGUGACUCAAAUCCUUUUGUUGCAAGUGCCACUAUGGAUAUGUAUGGAAAAUGUGGGGAAAUUGAUGACGUGUUAAGAAUAAUUCCUCGACCAAUCGACCGGUCACGGUUAUCAUGGAAUAUAUUGACGUCAUCUUUUUCCAGACAUGGGUUUUUUGAGAAGGCUAAGGAAACUUUUCAUGAGAUGAUAAAUCUGGGAGUAAAACCAGAUCAUGUUACCUUUGUUUCUCUUCUUUCUGCCUGCAGUCAUGGGGGUAUGGUGGAGGAGGGUCUGGCGUACUAUGAAUCAAUGAUAAAAGAGUUUGGUAUUCCAGCAAAAAUUGGGCAUUGCGUAUGCAUUAUUGAUCUUCUUGGACGAUCAGGAAGGUUUGCCGAGGCUGAAACUUUCAUUAAGGAAAUGCCAGUGUCACCAACUGAUCAUGUUUGGCGGAGUUUAUUGGCAGCAUGUAAAACCCAUGGCAAUGUGGAGCUUGGAAGAAAAGCUGUAGAAAAUCUUUUGAAGUUGGACCCCUCGGAUGAUUCUGCUUAUGUUCUCUAUUCAAAUAUUUGUGCAACCACUGGGAAAUGGGAAGAUGUAGAGAACAUCAAGAGGCAAAUGGGAUUAAAUAAAAUAAAGAAGAAACCUGCGUGCAGCUGGGUCAAAUUGAAGAACAAGUUGAGUUUAUUUGGAAUGGGAGACCAGUCCCAUCCACAGGCUAGUGAAAUACAAGCAAAGUUGGAAGAACUUAAGAAGAUGAUUAAAGAAGCAGGCUAUGUCCCUGAUACAAGCUAUGCCUUGCAAGAUACAGAUGAAGAGCAGAAGGAGCACAAUCUUUGGAACCAUAGCGAGAGACUGGCUUUGGCAUAUGGCUUGAUCAGUUCUCCUGAAGGUUCAACUCUUAAAAUUUUCAAGAACCUUCGUGUUUGUGGUGAUUGUCAUUCUGUAUAUAAGUUUGCUAGUGGAAUUCUUGGGCGGAAAAUCGUAUUACGAGACCCUUAUCGGUUUCAUCAGUUUAGCGGUGGCCAAUGUUCAUGUACUGACUAUUGGUAA